Messenger RNA from Canariomyces notabilis, 2769 nucleotides. RefSeq lists its product as uncharacterized. NCBI's taxonomy places the organism in Eukaryota, Fungi, Ascomycota, Sordariomycetes, Sordariales, Chaetomiaceae. Gene Ontology annotation, molecular function: poly(A) RNA polymerase activity; mRNA binding. The transcript is spliced from 3 exons. Gene Ontology annotation, biological process: RNA 3'-end processing. The coding region runs from base 106 to 2280 and encodes 724 amino acids. The record is from RefSeq and is a predicted model, not a curated record. Gene Ontology annotation, cellular component: nucleolus; TRAMP complex.
CAUUGCCCACAAAACUCGCAGCAUAACCCGACGGCGAUUUUCCUCAACUUUUAAUAGUUGCAUCACGGUUCAGAUCUUGGAGCGUCCUGGGAGAACCAACUGACAAUGUCCUACAAUGCAAGGCAUUCCCCGCCGAGGGGCUUUCAUCCUCUCCCGCCCCGCCCCCGCGAUUAUCGAAAUGAUCGCGAUCAUGACCGCGACCGAGACCGCGACCGAAACCGCGACGCGAGAAAUCGAAACAACGAAGCAAACUCGUAUCGGCCAUUUGGAUAUUCGGGCCCGCGCGGUGCUAAUAGCUACCAUCCGCCGCAGGGCGAUUUCAGCUUUCGCGUUGACAAGCCAGCAGGAAUCCAAGAAACCGAUACCUAUCGCCCCAACAAUAGGAAUUUCCACAGUGAUCGGCGCGAUCCGCCUUCGCCUCGACGAGAUUCUCGCUCUACAAGGAGAAACCGGCCUUCAAAGACUGCCAAUGGUGACCGGCUGCCUCGCGAUGCCAGGUUCGGUGGAGGGCGCGGAGGCCGGCCAUGGCGCCCCUUCGUUGCCGCUGAGCGUGAAUUGCUGAAAGCCGACCAUGCCACUGGUUCAGAGCUCAACUUCUUCGAUACCCAGGGCGGCGUGACAUACCGUCCCUUAGAAGAUCUGACUGACAGCGAGGAGGCCGACAUGGACAUUUCUGGAGAUGAGGAUGAGUCCUCCGCUGAACCCUCAAGUAAGCGCGCACGGCUGUCCGUGGAACAAUCCGCCUUCGGCAACAGCGCGCCAAAGUGGUCCAACCCGGACCCUUAUACAGUCUUGCCGCCGGAGACAACAACACAGGGAAAGAAGAAAGAUGUCGUCCAGAUGAUUCGCAAAGCCCGUGUACCGGUGAAGCCAGUCAAAGUUUCUCUCCCUUCUGAAGAGGCAGACUUCAUCUCGCUUGACGUUGAUAGUGACGUCUCCGACGACACCGGCGUCGCGGAAGUGCCGCCACCCGCAGUCCAAGCGCCUCGCGGGCCUGACAAGCCAAAACCUGCACGGGAACUUUACCCAGAUCCUACACCAUCGGCUCUCGGAAGCCGGAAGCGGACCCACGAUGAUGAAAUCAAGAUGCCUCAUACAAAGCUCAAAAAGGCCUCCAAGGCUCCUGUUGGGGGUGAUAUCGUCAGCGAGUGGCGUGCGGUGCCCGGUCAGCCUUCGACUCCGUGGAUGGUAGCAGACCACUCUCAGUCUGCCAACGUGGCCGUCUGGUUGCACAAGGAAAUCGUUGACUUUUACGAGUACAUCAAGCCCCGUGAUUUCGAGGAGCGUUUGCGCAACGAACUGGUCCAAGACCUGAAGAAUUUCUGUCGGCAAGCGUUCAAAGACGCCGAGGUGUACCCCUUUGGCUCCUUUCCUUCUGGUCUCUACCUGCCCACUGCCGAUAUGGACAUGGUUUUCAUGUCGGACCGGUACUGGCGCGGCGGGCCCGCUAAGUAUGACACCAAGUCGGCAUUACAUCGAUUUCGAGCACAGCUGGUUAGCCAUAAGCUGGCUUGGGAUAACGAGAUCGAGCUCAUUCUCAAAGCCAAAGUGCCUCUGGUCAAGUUCAUCGAGCAUCGGACUGGCCUCAAAGUCGACGUCUCGUUUGAGAAUAGCACGGGCUUGACUGCUAUUGAGACGUUCAAGGCUUGGAAAGAGCAGUACCCUGGCAUGCCGGCAUUGGUGACCCUGAUCAAGCACUUUCUUCUGAUGCGUGGCCUCAACGAGCCCGUCAAUGGCGGUAUCGGAGGCUUCUCAGUCAUCUGCUUGGUGGUGAGUAUGUUGCAGAUGAUGCCCGAGGUUCAGAGCGGCAACCUGGAUACCAGGCACCACCUUGGCCAGCUUCUUUUGCACUUCUUGGACCUGUACGGCAACAAGUUCAAUUAUCAGACCAUCGCCAUCAGCCUGAAUCCGCCGCAAUGGAUUCCGAAGCACCAGGUUACGGCGUUUGCCUACAAGAACACCGAUCGUCUUUCCAUCAUUGACCCGAAUAACCCGGCAAAUGACAUUGCUGGCGGAUCGAGCAAUACAAGCACAGUCGUUUCUCUCUUUUCCCAGGCUCAUCACGACCUGACUGAGCACAUGGCGCGGCUGGCGCAAGAUCCAGAACGGCGAGGUCAGAGCCUUCUAGGGGUUAUCAUGGGCGGAAACUACUCAAGCUUCCAGAAGCAGCGCGAUUACCUCGAGCACCUAUCGAAACAGGACAGGCAGCACGUGGACCAGCCUACCGUUCUUCAGAGACCACCUGACUUCAGGAAUCGUUCGUCUCGAAAAAGGAGAUAAAACCCGUUCCCUGCGUCGCCUCCCCGUCGCUGAACGCACCGUUCUGUUACGAAGUACCGAGCAACAACAGGAAGGACCCGGGUGGCAUACUCUUCCUUUCCGCUUUUUUCUUUUUUUAUCUUUGCCUGGACGGGCAACGUUGAGAUACUCGACUUGCCGAGUUUCACUGUCCGACGAUCAUCCUCUGGGUCAGCAUCGUGGAGUUGAGGAAACAGGUGCAUCGCGAUACCCCUUAUAGAUCCAUGGUUGUCUUUUCUUGUUUGCCCUAUCACUGUCCGGAUUCCUGAUCACGGCACUAUUCCGCUGUUAGAUUUUCCGUCCGCCGGAGCAUCCUUGUCGAGUUGUGUAGUAUAGGGCGAUGGCGCUCAACCCGACAGCAUGUUGACGUUGUCGCCAUCCGCAGCCAAGGACAUCCUUUGAGCGUCUACCCUGUUGGGCUCAGCUCAUUCCAUAGGCCGAGUUGGCUGUUCUGAAUCAAUCAGUCUUCCU